Molecule: messenger RNA, 1834 nt
Organism: Ailuropoda melanoleuca (giant panda)
Lineage: Eukaryota; Metazoa; Chordata; Mammalia; Carnivora; Ursidae
Product: keratin, type II cytoskeletal 7
Biological process (GO): keratinization; intermediate filament organization
Cellular component (GO): keratin filament
Molecular function (GO): structural constituent of skin epidermis
Source: RefSeq, a predicted model, not a curated record
CAGCCCGUAUCCCGGGCGCUGGGGGGGUCUACGGCCCUCCUCCCCUACUCGGGACUUUCCGGCUUGGGCCCCAAAGCCCGGCCUGGGCGCAGAGAGCGGAAGCCUGGCCCAGGGAGGGGCCCGGCCCGGCCCGCCGAGAAGGGUGGCCGGCGGCCAGCCCCGCCCCUACCUGUGUAAACCGAUCCGCCCGCGCCUAGCGGAUAAAAGCGGCUGGGCCGCGGAGGUCAGCGAGUUCGGCUCUCUCGCGCCCGCCUAUAGGUCCAGCCCGGUCCAGCCAGCAUGUCCAUCCACUUAAGCUCCCAAGUGUUCAGCUCGCGCUCCUCCGCCUUCCCGGGGCGCGGCGCGCAGGUGCGUUUGAGCUCCGUGCGCCCCGGGACCUUCAGCGGCAGCAGCAGCAGCCUGUACAGCCUGGGCGCCUCGCGACCGCGCGUGGCCGUGCGCUCCGCUUACGGGGGCCCCGUGGGCGCCGGCAUCCGAGAGGUCACCAUCAAUCAGAGCCUGCUGGCCCCGCUGCAGGUGGACAUCGACCCCUCCAUCCAGCAGGUGCGCCAGGAGGAGCGCGAGCAGAUCAAGACCCUCAACGACAAGUUCGCCUCCUUCAUCGACAAGGUGCGGUUCCUGGAGCAGCAGAACAAGCUGCUGGAGACCAAGUGGGCUUUGCUGCAGGAGCAGAAGUCGGCCAAGAGCAGCCGCCUCCCCAGCAUCUUCGAGGCCCACAUUGCCAGCCUGCGGAGGCAGCUUGAAGGGCUGCAGGCGGAUGGAGGCCGCCUGGAGGUGGAGCUGCGGACCAUGCAGGGCGUGGUAGAAGACUUCAAGAACAAGUACGAAGAUGAAAUUAACCGUCGCACGGCUGCUGAGAAUGAGUUCGUGGUGCUGAAAAAGGAUGUGGACGCCGCCUACAUGAACAAGGUGGAGUUAGAGGCGAAAGUGGAUGCCCUGAGUGAUGAGAUCAACUUCUUCAAGACCUUCUAUGAGAUGGAGUUGGCAGAGCUGCAGGCCCAGAUCUCGGACACGUCCGUGGUGCUGUCCAUGGACAACAGCCGCUCCCUGGACCUGGACAGCAUCAUCGCCGAGGUCAAGGCCCAGUACGAGGAGAUGGCCAACCGCAGCCGGGCCGAGGCUGAGACCAUGUACCAGAUCAAGUUUGAGACCCUCCAGGCGCAGGCUGGGAAGCACGGGGACGACCUCCGUAAUACCCGGAAUGAGAUCACAGAGAUGAACCGUGCCAUCCAGAGGCUGCAGGCUGAGAUCGACAACAUCAAGAACCAGCGUGCCAAGUUGGAGGCUGCCAUUGCUGAGGCCGAAGAACGUGGGGAGCUGGCCGUUAAGGACGCCAAUGCCAAGCUGGCCGAGCUGGAGGCCGCCCUGCAGAGAGCCAAGCAGGACAUGGCCCGGCAGCUGCGCGAGUACCAGGAGCUCAUGAACGUCAAGCUGGCCCUGGACAUCGAGAUCGCCACCUACCGCAAGCUGCUGGAGGGCGAGGAGAGCCGGUUGGCCGGAGAUGGAGUGGGCACUGUGAACAUCUCUGUGGUCAACUCCGCUGGCGGAGGGGGCAGUGGGGUGGCCUUCGGAGGAACCAUGGGCAGCAAUGCCCUGAGCUUCUCGAGUGGCAGUCCUGGGGCCUUCAAGUCCUAUUCCAUCAGGACCUCAACUGCCACCCAUAGGAGCAUACGAAAAUGAGCCCCGGUGUGUGGAGACCCGCACCCCUGCCCCCUGCGGUCACAGGAGGACUCCCAUCCCUGCUACCGAGACUGCCCAGCGGUCUGAAAAAUGAUGUCAGAAUAGCUUCCAAUAAAGCAGCCUUUCUGAAGCCUGGGUGAGGCCCAUCCUGGUA